GAUGCACCACCGGUCUUUAGUAGCUGGGAAAGACUCUGAUCCAUCAUGUCGGCUCUUUGUAAAGCAGCAGUGGCAGCAGUGAUACUUGUGCUGGCUCUUGAUUGUGAAGUCCACACAGAGGCUGUCAUUGGAGGCAGAGAAGCUGUCCCACAUAGUCGGCCAUACAUGGUACUUCUGCAAAGGGACGGUAAAAAAGAAUUCUGUGGCGGCUUCCUGCUCAGUGAGGAUUUUGUGAUGACUGCAGCCCACUGCCAGGCCAAGUUUUACACAGUUAAGCUUGGACUUCACAACAUUCAACAGAAUGACUACCAACAACGUAUCAAUGUGGAUCAAGCUUUUCCACAUAAAAACUUCAAUGAAACUUUAAGGAUAAAUGACAUAAUGCUCCUCAAGUUGGGAUCCAAGGCAAAACUGAACAGCAAAGUGCAGCCCAUUGCUCUCGCGGAUUGGAAUGAAGAGUCACUACCAAAAUCAUGCAGCAUUUCUGGCUGGGGACGAACAAAAUGGAAGGAGGGGUUCUUGUCGAACUGCCUCAUGGAAGGCAACGUAACGCUGAUCAACGAUGAGAGGUGUGCCCGGUUCAACCUUUACUGCUCGAUGGGAAGUACCGGUUCAGGAAAUGGAGACUCUGGGGGUCCACUGGUCUGUGAAGAUAACAAGGCAUUCGGCGUGGUCACCUCCUGCUACACAGAGAAAGACAAGCCGGGCGCCCUGCUGUUUUGUAAAUUCUCUAAGAUUGAGAAUUACAGAGACUGGAUCACUUCUACCAUUGAACGUGCUCUGAAGAAAGUGUCCAAGCAUUUCCUUGUUCUCUCUUACAUGAGGAAGCUUCAAAACACCGUCGCUGUCAGUGGUGUGUCUUCAUUAGCUCAGCUGCUCUGUGAUGACAACAUGUUCGUCUUCUGCAAAGUGGCAGCAGUGACUCUUGUCGCUGUGCUGACUCUCUGUGAUCAAGUGCACACAGCGGAGAUUAUCGGAGGCCAUCCGGUCCAGAAACACAGCAGACCCUACAUGGUACUGUUGGAGUAUCAAAUUGCAGAAGGUCAUACCAAGCACUGUGGGGGCUUCCUUGUGUCUAAGGAUUUUGUGCUGACUGCAGCCCACUGCCAGGCCAAGUCUUACAAAGUCUUCGUAGGACUUCACAGCUAUUAUUCAAGAAAUGGAGUGCAGCAGUUGUCUGUGGAGAAACACUUUCCACAUCAAAACUACAAUAAAUGCAGCUACGUAAAUGACAUAAUGCUUCUUAAGUUGAGCUCCAGUGCAAAUUUCACGAAGAAUGUCAGGAACAUUGCUCUUGCAGACGACAACAACUUUCUGCCAAACUCCUGCAACGUGUCCGGCUGGGGACAAACAAAAAAAAAUGGAACAAUGUCUCUUGAUCUCAUGGAAGUCAAUGUGAAACUGAUUGAAAAUCAGAUAUGUGUUCGCAGAAGGGCGUACUGUUCAGGUGACACGGCUGGACCAAGUAAUGGAGACUCUGGUGGUCCUUUAGUCUGUGAGGAUGGGAAAGCACAUGGAGUGGUGUCCUUGGAAUACAAGGCGAAAAAUGGAAAUUCCAAGCCCGUCUUCAUGUACACCAAGAUCGUCGGCAAUCGAAGGUGGAUUGAUUCCAUCCUGAAAAACAACUGAAUGUCAUGAAACAUCUGAAUGAUGAAAUCACAACAUUUCUGCCGUUGUGUCAAGAUGUCCGAUCGCGACAAAGCUUUUGUUAGGACUGAUUACAUAAAAAAGAUGCUGCUUUACAAGUCACUGGAAUUUCAGUUUAAAGAUGUAAGUAUGUCAGUGAUUGAGUCAAGAAAGUGAAAAAUUAUGCUUUUAAAGGUGCUGUAGGCAGGAUUUUGCUAGUCAAUGCUAAUUUUUCUGUGUUUUCUUUGGAUUAAAUGUUAGAGUAUCCAUUGAUAAUCCUUUAGGAGUGUAGCAUAACUGCACUACCGCGAGGGC
Salarias fasciatus (jewelled blenny) is the source of this 1941-nucleotide messenger RNA. Its product is annotated as transmembrane protease serine 4. NCBI's taxonomy places the organism in Eukaryota, Metazoa, Chordata, Actinopteri, Blenniiformes, Blenniidae. The record is from RefSeq and is a predicted model, not a curated record. The transcript is spliced from 10 exons. Gene Ontology annotation, biological process: proteolysis. Gene Ontology annotation, molecular function: serine-type endopeptidase activity. The coding region runs from base 46 to 1629 and encodes 527 amino acids.